AUGGCCGAGACGGUGGUGAGUCGUCUGAAGGCGGAGCUCAAGCGCUCGCUGCGCAGCCAUGUGGCGCAGGCGGUGAACGACGUGUGCGAGUCCUUCACGGAGGAGCUGAAGCCGCAGGAGCCUGCUCUGUCCGAGAUCCGGCCGCAGGUCGGCGCGUCGGCGUUCGAAACGGACUACGAUUGCUGCCGACGGUUGGUGGAGUACAUUGAGCGCAAUAUGGACACGUCCCCGGGCUUCACGCAGCAGAUGGAGUGCAUCAUCCUGGCUUGCCAGAGCAACGCGCCAGUGAAAGUGCUCAACUCAGUGGUGAAGCAGAAUCUGUGGUUCCGUCGGAAAUGCGUGGGAGACAAGGGUGCAGCUGAGCAGGGUGCGUCGAAGAAGACUGCGGAUGUGCAUUUGAACGGUGGCAACCAAUCUGCUACAAGUCAUGAUGAGGAGAAGAGUGUGGGUGAAGUGGACUCUAAAGGUGGGAAGCCAACGCAUGAAAAGACUACGCCGCCACGAGUGGACACGUCCAGGGCUAAUGAGAGAACGGAUUCGAAGAGCACCGUGGAGAGCUCGGAUGGAGGGGCAGUGUCGCUACCUCGAGAGUGGGGAAAGAGGAAACGUUUGGUGACUAGAAGGCGACCAAAAGCCGCAGUGGCGCCCUCGAAACGAGCCCGACGGGAGCGCCCACCUCUCGGCCAAAGUUCAACGGAAUCGGACACCUCGCAAGAUGAGAGACCUAACAAUCAACCAGCCGCAUCGGUUGCUAGGGAGCACAAUAAGACGAAAGCGGAGCCAAAUGCCUUAAUGAAGUCCAAUACCGACGAGUCCAAUGCUCUCGCUGCGGUAGAUCCAAUUGCUACGCUUUGUACUCUCAAGGCACGGUCGUCUGAGCAAAACAAAGCGUUCAAAACACGCCUUCGUGACACUAUCGAGAUCGUGGAUGCAUUGUUGUGCAAGCCUCCGCCGGGCUACUCCUGUGCUCGAGACUGCAAGUCAAUCAGGGCGCAAAUGUGCGACGAGUUUACGCCGUGCAUUAAUCCGGUUUGUCACGCUUGGCACGACGCAGAAACUCACUCUGAGAGUUGUCCGAAUGAGAAGUGUGAGUUCAAAACCCGGGUCACGCUACGCGAGACGGUGCAUCUCAUCGACCAGAAGCAACAAGAGAUCACUAGCGCCGCUGACGCCUUGAGGCGCGCGAAAGCAGAUCUUCUGUCCCCGACGAGACGUAGUAACCAGGAGAGGGUCAGUGUCGGCAAUGCCGAAACCUUCAAACGGAUCGAGACUUUGGAGCAUGACUUGGAGAACUUGAACGGCGAGCUGCUCAUUCUGCUCGAUACGAAGCUACAGCAAUGGGCCACUUUAAGUAGCAUUGGCAUCGAUACCCAGUCGGACAAACUUGAUGGAGUUCCGGACUUCGCUUCACACUACACUACCAGAAGCCACCAGCGUAAGAAGCCGUGAACUGCACACAUAAUACUUCAUUUUUAUUUCAAUACCAAACAAUAGCCUCCUUUGAUGUUG
Molecule: messenger RNA, 1509 nt
Organism: Phytophthora sojae
Lineage: Eukaryota; Oomycota; Peronosporomycetes; Peronosporales; Peronosporaceae
Exons: 3
Coding region: 1-1449 (482 amino acids)
Source: RefSeq, a predicted model, not a curated record